Molecule: messenger RNA, 1753 nt
Organism: Ochlerotatus camptorhynchus
Lineage: Eukaryota; Metazoa; Arthropoda; Insecta; Diptera; Culicidae
Exons: 2
Coding region: 47-1744 (565 amino acids)
Biological process (GO): protein localization to plasma membrane
Cellular component (GO): plasma membrane
Source: RefSeq, a predicted model, not a curated record
AUGAAAAAAGGGUAGGCCUUGAAAUCAGAUUGUGACAUGUUUCAAAAUGGCGUCCGCUAAAGUGGCGACGGUAACCUCGGUUCUACGACUCAUGACCCAAUCGCACAAGAAGCAUUCGGAUUCCAAGGCACGAUACAAGGCACAACAGUUGAAGCAGAGUACGGCGAUCUUCAUGGAUGCAACCAUCCGCUCGACCAACAUCCAAGGAAAACGAUCGUUGAAGAUCCUGCAUCACAUUGUCAAACACACGGACCGGCAGACCUUGCAAUACAUCCCGGAAAAGCAAAUGAUUUUGGAGUGCUCCCUAGUACUGGUCCAGACGUACGUAGCCCAUUUGAAGCUUCAACGUAGUUUCCUCGAUCGAUUUCGCAAGCAACCGUUCGCCAGCGCAAAGAAAUGCUUCCAAUCCCUCAUCUACCUGUUGAUUCCGGAAUUGCAGGACAUGGUGAUCGAUACCAUCCUCAACUUCCUGCAACGCGAAAACCUAUGGAAGGUGGAAUUCAUCUGCGUCGAAAUUUUAACCAUGGUCCUGCAGUGCAAAAGCCCGGCCUCGCUGCUACUCUGCAAGAUUGUCAACUACGUUGAAAGUCUACUGACAAAGAACGACGUCAUGCAAGCCCGUCACACAGUGAUCGUUCUGCAGAACAUCAUUCAACCUCAGUACUGGGACGAAAUCAAGUACUCCGACGUGUCUAAGCUACUUCGCUUCUAUCACAGCAGUGCAGUUAUCGGAGAAUCGAAGAACCAAAUCUACGAGCUACGAAGAGGGUUCGAGAUAUGCCUACGGAAUCUGAUCAAGGUCAUGCGAACCGAUCAGCUGAUCAAUUUGCUAGCCACCAUGUUACCACUGACAUUCGAUACGACACUUUCCGACGAAGCCAUGCUUGAAUUUGGCACCACGGUGGAGUUCGCUGCUUCAAGUCUAGCUCUUGACGAGACGCCUUCCCAGGAAGAGAUCCUCAUUCAACAGUACCUACUGUCCUACAUUCGCUCGGAAACGCCAUCCAAAAGCAUCCAAGCCAGUCGAAUCUUUGCUAAAAUGCUGGAUCGUGGGCGAAACUUUCUUGAGUUCAGUACUCCUCAAAUUUUCCAUGAAGGAACCUACUAUGACAUAGACAUCAACAAGUACAAUCCAGUUCGGCGGCAGUUGUUUGAAACGCACAGGAGGGAGUUCGAAGACGCCCUGACAACUGCCAUCGAGUACCACAGCAAGCACCGAACCAACCUGGAAGUGUUCUACAACAUCCUCUGCAUGGUCCUGGUGGAGAUCCCUUGCGGAUACACCGCGUGCGCUGUAGUCUGUCUGCUACUGGGAGUUCAACGACGUCUACUGGAGUCUCCGAACGGUGGCGAUCGCUACAGUCAACAGCAAAUCAACCGCAUCCACGCGACCAUCAUCAGCAUCAUGACCUUGAUCAAUUGGAUCCAUCGGGGUCCUUCGCUCACGGCCUACAUAAAUACGAUUCUCAAUCGACGAUUCGACCACGCUCCGCAUCUGAAUCCCCCGUUGAAGGAAAUCUAUGAAUACGCUCAGCAUCACAUCACAUGGAACGAGGGUACGCUAUUGUUCGACUCCCUGGAACUACGCUAUGGAUUGUGGAAGUGUUUCCGGAUCAACGAACCGAAGAUCCCCGCGCCACAGAUGAUCUACUCCCGAUUGGGUGUGCCCACAGGCGGUAAAAGAACGGCCAGACGCCAGAAAACUGGAUUCUACAAAAUUGGCCUCUACGAGAAUACGGCAUAGGUGCCGGCA